GGGAGGUACGUGAACGUGACUGAAUUCACCUUCUGGUUUGUUGAAGGUCGAAAGUCGAGAGAGUAUUUUCGAAAUUUGUUUUAGAUUCACAAGAAACUUGUAAAUCCAUUAUUAUUAAUUAUCUUCGUGUAUCUGUACAUUGUAAUAUCAUGGGCCGAAAAUUUUUUGUCGGUGGUAAUUGGAAAAUGAACGGUACCAAGAGUGAAAUAGAUGGUAUCGUUGCCUUUUUAAAAAACGGUCCACUUGAUUCAAAUGUUGAGAUUGUUGUUGGCGUACCAUCAAUAUACUUAACGUAUGUUAAGAAUAUAUUACCUAACAAUGUUAGUAUUGCUGGACAAAAUACAUACAAGGUUGCCAAAGGAGCAUUUACAGGAGAAAUAAGUCCUGUCAUGCUUUUGGACAAUGGAAUCCCAUGGGUAAUUCUUGGUCACUCUGAGCGUAGAAAUGUCUUUGGUGAAACAGAUGAAUUAAUAGCAGAAAAAGUAGCCCAUGCUUUAGAAGCUGGAUUAAAGGUGAUAGCAUGUAUUGGAGAGAAAUUGGAAGAGAGAGAAGCCGGUAAAACAGAGGAAGUAGUCUUUAGGCAAACUAAAGCUAUUGCAGAUAAAAUCAAAUCAUGGGACAAUGUAGUUCUUGCCUAUGAACCAGUCUGGGCAAUUGGAACAGGCAAAACAGCUACACCACAACAAGCUCAAGAAGUCCACGAAAAGUUGAGAGAUUGGUUCUCUAAAAAUGUCAAUCAAACUGUAGCAGAAACUGUUAGAAUUAUCUAUGGAGGUUCAGUAACAGCAGGAAACGCGAAAGACUUGGCAAAAGAAAAAGAUAUAGAUGGAUUUUUAGUUGGAGGGGCAUCUUUAAAACCUGACUUUGUACAAAUCGUCAAUGCUAAGCAGUGAGAUGAAAUAUUCAUUAUGCGAGAAUGUUAUUCAUUUAAUUAAUAUAUACUCUAAGGAUGUGUAUAUUAUAAGAAGUACUGUAAAGAAUUAACUUAUAUAUUUUCUUGUUGUUUGUACAGAGAAAGAUCUAAGUCAUGUUGCUGUAAUGAAGUGUUAUCACUCUGCAAUUAACAGUAAACUUUACACCUUAUUUUAUUGUUCUUAAAAAGUAUAUACUUCUCGUAAAUAUAUAAUCAAUACUAACUCAAUAAAUGUUGAAAUAAAAUGUAA
Molecule: messenger RNA, 1163 nt
Organism: Bombus pascuorum
Lineage: Eukaryota; Metazoa; Arthropoda; Insecta; Hymenoptera; Apidae
Gene: Tpi
Product: triosephosphate isomerase
Exons: 3
Coding region: 150-893 (247 amino acids)
Biological process (GO): glycerol catabolic process; glyceraldehyde-3-phosphate biosynthetic process; glycolytic process
Cellular component (GO): cytosol
Molecular function (GO): triose-phosphate isomerase activity
Source: RefSeq, a predicted model, not a curated record